Punctularia strigosozonata HHB-11173 SS5 is the source of this 1577-nucleotide messenger RNA. RefSeq lists its product as uncharacterized. NCBI's taxonomy places the organism in Eukaryota, Fungi, Basidiomycota, Agaricomycetes, Corticiales, Punctulariaceae. The record is from RefSeq and is a predicted model, not a curated record. The coding region runs from base 1 to 1221 and encodes 406 amino acids. Gene Ontology annotation, molecular function: oxidoreductase activity, acting on the CH-OH group of donors, NAD or NADP as acceptor. The transcript has 8 exons.
AUGUCUAAGGGAGCCAAGGGCGCGCAGGCGACCUCCUCCUCCUACGAGGUCCGCGACAUCGUCCUCGCCAAAGUGCGCGGCUUCCCCGCCUGGCCCGGCAUGAUCGUCGACCCGGAGGACAUACCCGCGAACGUGCGCAGGGAGCAGCCGAACAGCAAGAAGACGACGUUCUACUGCGUGCGCUUCUUCCCCGCCGGCGACUACGCUUGGACGAUCGCGAAAGAUCUCUCCAAGCUGCAAAAACACGAGAUCGAGGCGUACAUCAACGAGCCGUUCCGCAAGAACGCCGACCUCCUUCAGGGAUACAAGAUCGCGCUCAACCCCGAGAAGUGGGAACAGGAACGCGAGGCCGCGCUCGAGGCAGAGGCCGAGGCGCUCGCCGAGGUCGACGAGCUGGAGGGCGAGGAGGAGGAGGAAGAAGACGAGGACGCGCCCAAGAAGAAGAAGGCGGUCGCGAAGAAGAGAAAACGCGAGAGCGAGAGCGCGCCGGCCUCCAAGGCCAAGGCGACCAAAGCGAAGGCUAAGAAGGACUCGGCCGAGCCUGCGGGCAAGAAGAAGGCGACCAAAACCAAGUCAAAGUCAAAGGCGGUGGUGGAAUCCGAGGAUGAGGGUGCAGGAGAGGACGACGCGAAGCCCUCCCCGCCUCCUGCCAAGAAGUCUAAGCGGGAGGAGGAAGAUGAAAACGGUACGGGCCUUCUGAUGGACUGGAGGCAUAAGCUCCAGAAGGCGUUCUUGGGCAAGAAUCCAUCACCAGACGAAGCCAUGCCCGACGUAGAUAAGCUCCUUAAGGAGGUGGAAGAGUACGACGGGAUGUCUAUCGCAUAUCUCCAGUACUCAAAAAUUGGCAAAGUGAUGCGACACGUCACCUCCAAGAAAGACGACGAGAUCCCUCGCAACGACGACUUCAAGUUCAAGGAGCGCGCGCAGGCGCUCGUGAACAAGUGGUCAACGAUCCUCAGCGCGUCGAAGGGCUCGAACGGUACUUCGGAGGAGGCGAAGCCUGCAGCGCACGGAGACUCGAUGGACGUCGACAAGGCGGAAAAGCCUGAGAAGGCGAACGGCACCGAAGAACCGAAGGAGAACGCGGAGGCCGCGGAGGCCAACGGCGACGCCGCUGCGGACGGCGAUGCGAAGCACGACGUGUCCGUGCCCGAACCCGAGCCAGAGACGGAAGCGGGCGACGUGUCAGCCCUCGCCGACGUUACGAUGUCGGAGGCAUGAAAUUGUUUUGCGAAGCGGGGCGAAUACUGCUUGUGGGGGAGUUUCUGCUCGCCCCUUCGCUCCGGCGAGACGUUGUAUGAUUGUGCGCGGGCGUGGAGAUGCGCACGACCGUUCGGCGCGCCGAUUUUCUCUCCUGUGUCUCGACUCAGCCUUUAAUCCUUAUUCGUGUGCGCGACCUCGACUUUUCGCUCGUGUCCAGCGUCGUUUCAACGCCGAACUCGUAUUCGGAGGGCGGCGCAACGGACCGUUCUACCUCAUUUUUUUUUGGUACACAUGUCCUUUUUGUAGCCUAUGAUACGAUCGUAUGUGUAGCCUUUAUGGCUUGUAAAUAGCGCGUGAACGUGCGUAUUGGGCUC